CUCUAGGCAGAGGCUUUUAAGUUUUAAUUUAAAAAUGGCUACAUUGAGGAUACUGCCAUGGAGAGUUCUAUCAACCCGUAGGCUCUUUCACUACAGAUCAGUUAGCUUCUACAGUGCGUGGGGAACCCGGCAGUACUGGAAAAAGUAUAGAAGGUCACUUUUUACUGUCUCGUCUCUUGUAGCAGCACUUCCAACCCUUUUUAAAGGACAAGGUAGGCAAUGGGUACAGCAGUCUCAGCCAGUUCUCUCUUCCACUGUCCCUUUUGAAACAAGUCGUGUAAUGUUACCUGACGAUACUAACCCAAUGGGUAAUGUUCACGGUGGCACAAUACUCAAACUGAUAGAGCAAGCUGGUCAUAUUGUAGCCACUAGACACUGCAAUCAGUCAAGAAAUGACAAGGACCCUCCUUCAUCUUUAUCUAGCAGUAUGACAUCAGUACUGGCAAGAGUAGAGCAUAUGGACUUUCAUAAUCCGAUAUACGUUGGUGAAGUUGCACAGGUUCAAGCAUUAGUGACCUAUACUUCCCCGCAUUCAAUGGAAGUGACAGUUGAUGUGUGGGCGGAGAACACUCUGACCGGUACAAGAAGGCAUACAAACUCUGCCCGACUCUGGUACGUCGCAAUAUCAAGUCAAGUUGGACCGUAUGAGGGUCAGUUUAAACCACUCCCCGUCCCUGAAUUGACUGGACUUACAGACGAGGAGUUAGCUGCUGGCCACAGCCGGUAUCAAUCCCAAAAAGCCUCUCGAGCGAAACCAACCAACUACAAGGGGAUAUCGAGACAAGAGAACGACCAUUAUGCCGAUGUACCGUGUUCCGUCCCUCACUCACGUACCACUCUCACUAAUAUAGUCCUACCGUCUGACUGCACUAGUUCCGGCCACUUGAUGGGUGGGGCCCUCAUGAAGAUGAUGGAUACAACUGCAGGUAUAGCUUCAGUGCGACAUUGCCGUACGCUAGCAGUCACAGCCUGUCUCGAUGCUAUUAACUUCUACAGUCCGAUAUUCAAUGGAGACUUGGUUUUUGUUACGGGCGAAGUCGUGUUCACGUCUUCAAAGUCUUUGGUUAUUCGUGUGUCCGUUGAGGCUGAAGGAUUGAGGUCUGGUGCUAGGAGAGUGACUAAUGAUGCUUAUUUCACUUUCGUGUCUCUUGGAAAGAAUGGUAAAGCAAUACCAGUCCCACCGCUUGUUCUAAAGACUCAAGAUGAGGUAGAGAGAUAUGAAGAGAUGAAGAUUUUGUACGAAGCAAAGAAGGCAGAAAGACUGAGGGAAAGAGAGGAAAAGCAGAAAAACAGUCAAGAAAAAUAGUUUAAUUUUUACAAUCUUUUUUUUUCUAUUAGCAAGAGCAAAAAA
This is a messenger RNA of Amphimedon queenslandica, 1351 nucleotides long. Its product is annotated as cytosolic acyl coenzyme A thioester hydrolase-like. Gene Ontology annotation, molecular function: long-chain fatty acyl-CoA hydrolase activity. The transcript is spliced from 3 exons. Gene Ontology annotation, biological process: fatty acid catabolic process; acyl-CoA metabolic process. Bases 35 to 1306 code for a protein of 423 amino acids. Gene Ontology annotation, cellular component: cytosol; cytoplasm. The record is from RefSeq and is a predicted model, not a curated record. NCBI's taxonomy places the organism in Eukaryota, Metazoa, Porifera, Demospongiae, Haplosclerida, Niphatidae.